This is a messenger RNA of Acanthoscelides obtectus, 1273 nucleotides long. Lineage: Eukaryota; Metazoa; Arthropoda; Insecta; Coleoptera; Chrysomelidae. The record is from the annotation of a GenBank genome assembly.
AUGGAUGAACUUCAAAGGCAGCGUAAUUUUAUACUGUCCAAUAUGACGCCUAUCCAACCAAAAUACAGAUACGAGAAAGCUGACAGUUGUCGUCGUCUCAACAAUGUCUUUUAUUUGGGAAUCGGAAAUGAAGGAAGAAUCAGAGUUUGCAAAUAUUUCUUCAUUUCGACCUUAGGCAUCAACUCUAGGGUGAUACGAACUGUUGUUAUGAAGCAAAAAAAUGUAUGCAGUGGUAUGCUCAAAGUCGACUUAAGAGGAAAACAUAAAAGUCAUGUGACAGUUCCAGAUGAACUGAAAAAUGGUCUAAGGCAACACAUAAUAAGCAUGCCUAGAAUCGAAAGCCACUAUUGCCGAUCGCAGACACAAAAAGAGUAUAUAGAAGGUGGAAAGACAAUUUCGCAGCUUUACACGGAUUACAAAAAAACUUGCACAGACCAAAACUUACCUUUUGUCAAAUACUCUAUGUACUACACCAUUUUCAAUACUGAAUUUAAUAUGGGAUUUUUUAACCCCAAAAAAGAUCAAUGUGAGCUUUGUCUUACCUUUGCAAAUGCAAAUGAAGAGAAUCGCUUACAAAUGCAAGACCCAUAUAACGAACACAUUACCGAGAAAGAGCUAGCUCGCGUUGAAAAAGCCAAUGAUAAGGAUUCUGACAGAAUUGUCAUUGUUUACGAUCUACAGGCGGUUCUACCAUGUCCAUCCGGAGAGGCUCAGUCAUUUUAUUAUGUUUCUAAGUUGAACGUUUUCAACUUUUCUAUGUUCCGCCUACAAACAAAAGAUGUUACAUGUUAGCUUUGGCAUGAGGGACAAGGACAUAGAGGUGCAAACGAAAUCGGAUCUUGUGUUUGGGACUACCUGGAGAAUCUGGAUCAAGAAAUUGACUCGCUGGGCACAAAUGAAAAAAAAGAUGUAGUUUUUUAUUUCGACAAUUGCGUUGGACAGCAGAAAAACAAGUUUAUGGUCACACUGUAUGUCUACGCUGUUUGUAAACUAAACUGUAUACAAUCAAUAACACAUAAGUUCCUGACAGUUGGUCAUACCCAAAAUGAGGGGGUGAUAGUGUACAUUCAGUAACUGAAAGGCGGGUUAGAAGAUUUAAGAAAAACGGUCCAAUCUAUGUACCUGAGCAGUACGUCAAUAUAAUACGAGAUGCAAGGAAAACCUUAUGCUGUUAAAGAAAUGUGUUACCAAAGUUUUUUUGAUCUCAAAGACCUCACUAGUCAGAUAGGACUGAAUAUCAACAAAAUUGCUGACGCUAGAGUAAUAUCUGUCA